UAUGUCAAUCAAUUUGAACCAUUAGAUAAUCGGCGGUUAAACAUAUAAACUUUAAUUCACCACCCUUAGAUCAAAUUCUCCCACUAAUAUUUUCAAGAUAUUUUAUGGAUUGUUUUUAGUAGUAGUGGUAAAGAGUUUAAGACUUUUUGAGUUCUUUCAAACUUCACCAACGAUAGUGCUUUUUUACUAUUAUUUUUGUUUUCUCCCCCCACUUUCAUAAAGUACGAGGAUUUUGUUUGUUAAACAUAAGUAAGAAUCGAAAGAAAUGGGUGAAGUUGUUGUAAGCAGUGAAGGUGAUUUAGAGGUCAUAGGAACUGAUGAGAUGGAGUUGCAGAUAGAAACAGAGGCUGGUGGAAAUAUGAACAAGAACAAGGAAACAGAGACAUCUUCUUCAAUUGUGAGAUGGGAAAGAUUUUUGCCUAAAAUGGUAUUUAGAGUUUUGUUGGUGGAAUCUGAUGAUUCAACACGACAGAUUGUUGCUGCUCUUCUUAGGAAAUGCAGUUACAGAGUCGCUGCAGUUUCUGAUGGUCUAAAGGCAUGGGAGUUGUUGAAAGGCAGACCUCACAACAUAGACCUUAUCCUGACAGAAGUUGACCUGCCAUCGAUCUCCGGAUACGCUCUUCUUACCUUGAUUAUGGAGCAUGACAUUUGCAAGAACAUUCCUGUAAUAAUGAUGUCCUCAAACGACUCAGUUAGUACCGUUUAUAGAUGCAUGCUGAGAGGUGCAGCAGACUUUCUUGUCAAGCCUGUUAGGAAGAAUGAAUUAAAGAACUUGUGGCAGCACGUCUGGAGAAGACGAGCUACAAGUAUUAGUUCCCAAGGGCCUCCUGAUGAAAGUGUUGCACAACAAAAGGUCGAGGCCACAGCUGAAAACAAUGCUUGCAGCAACCAUUCAAGUGGUUAUAACGCUUGCGUUCAGAGAAAUCGGGAAUGCAUUGAGAAAGGAAGUGAUGCUCAGAGCUCAUGCACAAAGCCGGAAUUGGAGAAUGAAGAAGAGAAUGCAGAAGGCUUACCAAAAUCUAUUCACCCAAUUAGGACUGCAUCUCUUCCAAAUGAUACAGAUUUUGGGAAGGAACUAUUUUAUGAAGCAAAUAAUAGACUGCAAGUGUCCGAGAAUGAUGCUAGAGCUCCUACAAAAGAUAUGAAUACAAUGAACAGGGGAGAAGAUAUUAAUUCUGAUGAUAAUUGGGGUCAUGUUCGUGCAAUUGAUCAAACUUGUGACGAAAAUCCUGGUCCUCCAACUAAACAAGCCAUAGACUUGAUCGGAGCGUUUGAUAAUAACCUCAAAUGGAAUUUCAAAAGUUCUGGUUCCACCACUAGGAUUAACAAGGCUGAUCCUUCUCCACUACUGGAUCUUUCAUUGACAAGAUCCCACCCAAGUGGUUCUGUAAAUCAAUUUACAAAUAAGAAGCGCAGAUUGAACCAUUCUGAUGGUUCAGCCUUCACACGGUAUGUGAACAGGGCAAUGCAAUCUGGACAGUCAACGUCGCCUAGGACAUAUAAUCAACAGGAAAAUGAAACUGAUUCUGAUAAGCAUUUCUGUAGUAAUGCCAUUGAUUACAACUCGGACGUCCGUGCUGCGAUGACUAGACCUCACAGUUUUGCCCCUCCUAGCUGUGGAGAAGCAGGACCAGUUGAAAUUGGACUUCCUUCUCCUCAGCAGAGAGUGACGCCUCUCCCUAUACCGGUGAGAGGUAUCAGGUUCGAGGGACCAAGCAGUGCCUACAGUUCCAUGAUAGCUCCAAUACUUCGUAUGCCAUCUGGCAUUUCGCCACUGCAGAGUCCAUGUUCGGGUACUCCUCGGGAACCUUCCUAUCAGGCAAAUCCAUUCCUUACGUUAAAUUGUGAAAGUAGGAGCUCUCAGCAAUUGCACUCACAGAGUAAUCAAAACCACAGUGAUGAGGGAAAGAGGGGGAACAAAUCUGAACCUACAAUUGAUUGCCGAUAUUUUCCUUCUGCAACUGAUCAAACUAUAAACAGCAGUUACUGCAAUGGUGACCUAAACCAAGUUCAUUUGAGUUAUGGCAGCAAUGGAAACAUCUCACUUCCACUAGGAAAAACACUGGCGGAGUGUAGGAAAGAAGAAAGCUUUCACACUCCUGAUGGGAAUUCUCAUCGAUCUCAAAGAGAAGCAGCUCUUAUGAAAUUUCGCCAGAAGCGGAAAAAUAGAUGCUUUGAAAAGAAGGUAAGAUAUGAAAGCAGGAAAAAACUUGCUGAGCAGCGUCCCAGAGUGAAAGGACAGUUUGUUCGUUCCUAGUGAGCCUUCACCAGGUAACUCAUAGGCUGUUUGGCAAUAUAGGAUCACGACUUCAUCCAAACUAGAGGAGGAAGCAGAACAAAUACAAGUGGUGUCAAACGACUUGAAAGUUUGUCCUUCCAGAGUUCGAGGAACAAACGAGGGGAUGACCAAGUUUUGAUAUGCACUCCACACUGAUAGUGUGCAUCUAUUGUUAAUAGGAAUCACGGCCUGAUGAGGAAUUCUUUACAUUUUUGUGAAGGAGGGCAGCCCUGCCCUUUGUCUGUGAUGAUAAAUACAUAUGGUACAUCUCUCAGUUAACAGAUACGUUAGAAACAUCAAAUAUUCAUGACUAGGAUCAAUUCACCUUUCAUGUUAUAGUUGGUUAGAUGAUCAAAUCCUUUUUCUGAUGGUAAAUUGUUGGAGUCUUUUAGUGUCUCUCGGUUAUCUGAUGUAGCAUACCACGACUAGCUCUAGAUCUAUGUACAGAGAAUUAGCAGAGAUUUUCUGAUGUAUAGCAGCUACUGGACUUUUUACGUUUCUGUGCAUGAGAAGAAAUUUGUUGUUGUAACAUAGUUACAUAUAAAGUUGAGUAAUAUAGUAUUAUCCCUUAUCUCGA
Molecule: messenger RNA, 2855 nt
Organism: Lycium ferocissimum
Lineage: Eukaryota; Viridiplantae; Streptophyta; Magnoliopsida; Solanales; Solanaceae
Product: two-component response regulator-like APRR5
Exons: 7
Coding region: 266-2257 (663 amino acids)
Biological process (GO): cytokinin-activated signaling pathway; phosphorelay signal transduction system
Molecular function (GO): protein binding
Source: RefSeq, a predicted model, not a curated record